AUGGACAGGCAGAUCUCCCGCGUUGCAAUCAUCGGCGUCGGCCAGGUCGGUGCUGCGGUCGCAUACGCCCUCAUCCUGGGCUCCGUCACAGACGAGCUGCUCAUCGUCGACAUCCGCGCAGAAUGGCGGGACAGCCAGGCGCGCGACCUGACCGAUGUCGCAUACGCACACGGGAGCAGGACGCGCGUUCACGCCGCAGGGUAUCGCGAGGCCGGCCAGUGCGAUAUUGUGGUGAUUACUGCGGGGUCGAAGUUUUCAUACGGCCAAACAAGCCUGGACUACCUGUACCGCAACACGGGGAUCCUCCGGUCCGUCGUCAACGAGAUGAAGCCGUUCCGGUCCGACACGAUCCUGCUUGUCGUUGCGAACCCGGUCGAUCUGCUGACCUCACUGGCCAAGGAGCUCUCAGGGCUCCCGCCUUCGCAGGUCCUGGGGUCCGGCACGUUUCUUGAUUCCGUGAGGCUGCGGGGCCUCCUGGCGGACAAGGCUGGUAUCGCACAGAGCUCGAUAGACCUGUACGUCCUGGGCAUCCACGGCGACGCCCAAGUCGCCGUCUGGUCCACAGCGACAAUCGGCGGCGUCCCACUGGACAAGGCGGCGCUCCCCUGCAUGGCCACCGAGGCUGACAAGGCAAGUCUUGCCCGCGAAUGCCGGAACCAGUCGCGCAGCAUUGUCGCGGCCAAGGGGGCGACGCCCUUUGGGAUCGGAUCCGUCGUGUCUAGUAUCUGUACCUCAAUCCUGCAGGACCGGCGCAAUGUACGGCCUAUCAGCCACUUCCAGCCGGAGUUUGGAUGCUAUUUCAGCUUGCCGGUUGUCCUGGGGCGCACGGGGGUUGUUCAGCGGGUUCCCGCGGGGCUGAGUGCCCGUGAGCAGGAGGCGAUUGUGAAGUCGGCGCAGGAGUUAAAGUGCACCUUGGAUCGGGUGCAGGAGCAGUACUGA
Molecule: messenger RNA, 939 nt
Organism: Aspergillus calidoustus
Lineage: Eukaryota; Fungi; Ascomycota; Eurotiomycetes; Eurotiales; Aspergillaceae
Source: the annotation of a GenBank genome assembly